AUGGCGGCGCGCGCCAAGUACCCGAGGACGACGGGGUACGAGAUUUUGGAUCAGCGCGCGAGAGCGGGGGUGUACGCGGUGGCGAAUCUCGCGUCCGGGUGCGGCAGCGACGCGAUAUGUCGCGCGGACGCGGGCGAGUGCGGCGACGUCGUCGCGAGCGCGGGGGCGCCGGAUCGACUCGUCUCCUCCGUCGUGACGUCUAAGAUCGAACGAGCGACGCAACGGGGCAAGCCGGAGGGAAAAGGCGAGAACGGCCUCGUGACCUUACCCAGCGGGACGUACCCGCUCUUCGGCUCGGACGCGAGCGCGCUCCCGAGAUGCGCGUGGGACGAGGGGUGCUCCGUGUGCGGCGGCGACAUCGCCGCCGGUCCCGUGCUUCUCUGCGACGACUGCGACGGCGAGUACCACUGCGCGUGCCUCUCCCCGCCGCUGCCCUCCGUGCCGGACGGCGAGUGGUUCUGCCCCGGGUGC
This is a messenger RNA of Micromonas pusilla CCMP1545, 471 nucleotides long. RefSeq lists its product as uncharacterized. Lineage: Eukaryota; Viridiplantae; Chlorophyta; Mamiellophyceae; Mamiellales; Mamiellaceae. The transcript has a single exon. The annotation marks the transcript as partial. The record is from RefSeq and is a predicted model, not a curated record.